Molecule: messenger RNA, 3108 nt
Organism: Lactuca saligna
Lineage: Eukaryota; Viridiplantae; Streptophyta; Magnoliopsida; Asterales; Asteraceae
Source: the annotation of a GenBank genome assembly
ACAUGGGUGUAGUUUGAAAUAUUACAAUAUAACGAAUCAAACGCGGCCCCAACAUCCUCUUCCCAAAAGAUCUCAACCCCGUACGAGUAAUCUUCUAACCACUAUUUCUAAAGAGUAUCCCCGCCGUCGUCCACCACAACCACCGAUUGGGGAUAGCAGGAUCGUAAUUCGUGGUUUGGGGUAUAUAUGGCUGAUCGUAACUUGGCCGUUGUGAAGCCAAUAUGGAUGAAGCAAGCAGAAGAGGCAAAAAUAAAGAGCGAAGCUGAGAAGGACGCGGCGGCUAAAGCUGCCUUCGAGGCUACCUUCAAGGACGUUGAGAAGAAUCGAGAGCCUGCUCCUUUAUCAGAUAGUGACGGCGAUGAAGAAGAAGACUUGACUAACAAGCCUAUAGGUCCUGUGGACCCCACCAAGUGCACGGCCGCUGGGACUGGUGUUGCUGGUGGAACUGCUUGUGCACCUUCUUCAUUUGUGGUGGUUACAAAGGAUUCAGAUGGUCGGAAAGUUCCCCAUGGUGGAGCCCAGGUGAAGGUGAAGGUGUCUCCAGGAGUUGGUGUUGGAGGGUCCGAACAAGAAGGGAUUGUCAAAGAUAUGGGUGAUGGGACCUAUACAGUUACCUAUGUUGUUCCUAAAAGAGGAAACUACAUGCUGGAUGUUGAGUGUGAUGGGAAGUCUAUCAUGGGUAGUCCAUUUCCAGUCUUCUUUAGCGCAGGUAUAACUACAGGAGGGCUUCUGGGAUUUGCUCCACAGAUGAAUUUCCCAAAUAUGGUUAACCAGACCAUGCCAAACAUGCCAAAUUACUCAGGUUCUGUUUCAGGGGCAUUUCCAGGACUUCUUGGAAUGAUUCCUGGGAUUGUUCCGAGUUCAUCAGGUGGGGUUGUUUUGCCUGGAAUUGGAGCAUCACUUGGGGAGAUUUGCAGAGAGUAUCUGAGCGGGCGUUGUAUUAAAACUGAUUGCAAGUUGGGUCACCCUCCACACAACCUGCUGAUGACUGCUUUGGCUUCUACAAGCACCAUGGGGACACUUAGUCAAGCACCAAUGGCACCAUCUGCAGCUGCAAUGGCAGCUGCACAGGCUAUUGUUGCUGCUCAAGCGCUUCAAGCACAUGCUUCAAGUGCACAAGCUCAUGCUUCUAGAGAAACUACUGUAGCAGAAGAUAAGGCAGCAAAAGCCGAUUCUUUAAAGAAAACACUCCAAGUUAGUAACCUCAGCCCACUACUCACUGCAGAACAACUAAAACAGUUUUUUAGUUUUUGUGGCACAGUAAUUGACUGUAGUAUCACAGAAUCUAAGCAUUUUGCAUACAUAGAAUAUUCAAAACCUGAAGAAGCAACAGCUGCACUUGCAUUAAAUAACAUGGAUGUUUUAGGGCGCCCAAUGAAUGUUGAAAUGGCAAAAUCACUGCCUUCAAAGCCUCCAGCUUCUUCAUCUUCAUUGCCAAUGGUGAUGCAGCAAGCUGUUGCUAUGCAACAAAUGCAGUUUCAACAGGCUCUUUUAAUGCAACAAACUAUGAAUGCACAACAAGCAGCUAAUCGAGCAGCAACUAUGAAGAGUGCAACUGAAUUGGCUGCUGCUAGAGCUGCUGAAAUCAGCAUGAAGUUGAAAGCUGAAGGGAUAAUUGGAAAUGAAGAUGAAUCAGUUAAAAAUCCAAGGUCACCUUCUCCUGUUCCCACAAGGUCAAGGUCAAAGUCAAAGUCUCCUGUGAUAUACCAAAGAAGGCGUAGGUCCCGCUCCUUUUCACCUCCACAUCGCCGCAUGAGAGGUUACAGAUCCAGGUCACCAAUAAGGUCCCGCCACUACUCAACUUAUGAUUAUGACAGGCGGACAUUUAGGGGUGGUAAUGACCGCUACAGGAGACGAGAAUACAACAACAGCCGCCAUUCUUGGAGAAAUAGAAGCAGAAGUUUAAGCCCACGUGGCAGAAAAUCUUCAGAAUCCCCAAAACGCUCUCGCAAAAGCCCCAAGAAGUCUUCACGUGAUGAGCAAAGUAAGGAAAAACGCAGAAGGCAGUCAAGGUCUAGGUCUAAGUCCAGGUCCAGGUCCAGGUCAGCAUCUUUGGAGGUCAAACCUCGGUCAAAUGAGAAGAUUGUUGAUAGGAGGCGGUCCAAGUCCAGGUCAGCAUCUUUAGAGGUCAAACAUCGGUCAAACGAUAAGAUUGAUGAUGUUAAGGAGGAAAAGUCAAAAGGGCGCGAUAGGACACGGUCCAGGUCAGCAUCUUUGGAAGUCAAAGAUCGGCCAAAUGAUAAGAUUGAUGAUGUUAAGGAUGAAAAGUCAAAAGGGCGUGAUGGGAGACGGUCAAGGUCCAGGUCAGCAUCUUUGGAAGUCAAACAUCGGUCAGAUGAGAAGGUGGAAAGGUCAAAAGGGCGUGAUAAGAGGCGGUCAAGGUCCAGGUCCAGGUCAGCAUCUUUGGAAGUCAAACCUCGGUCAAACAAUAAAAUGGAGGAAAGAUCAAAAGGGCGUGAUAGGAAGCGGUCCAGGUCAGCGUCUUUGGAAGUCAAACGUCGGUCAAAUGAUAAGGCUAAUGAUAGUAAGGAAGAAAAGUCAAAAGGGCGUGAUAGAAGGCGGUCAAGGUCCAGGUCAGCAUCCGUGGAGGUCAAAGAGGAAAGAUCAAAACGUCAUGAAAGGAGGCGUUCCAGGUCAGCAUCUGUAGAAGUCAAACAUCGGUCAAACAAUCGGGAGGAAAAGUCAAAACGUCAUGAUAGGGGAAGGUCAAGAUCUUUAGAGGGUAAACACCGUUCGAGUGGUAAGUCAAAGCACAGAAAACGGUCAACGUCGAGGGAUAAGUCAAAGUCAAAGUCAAAGUCAAAGUAUCACGGUAGACGACAGUCCAGGUCAGCAUCUCCGGAUGUCAAGCGCCAUCGUUCGGACGAACAAAGAUCAAAACACAGAAGACGGUCAAAGUCAAAGUCAAGGUCAAAGUCAGCAGAAGAUAGCCGAUUGAACAAUGUGGAUCAUGAGGGGGGAGGGGGCGAUUGGGCGGGUGAGGGGACACCGGAGCGUUAUAGGGAGUCGGAUGUUUUGAUAAAGGAUGAUGGGAUUGGUGGUGGAAGUGGGGAGGAGUAUAAUUAUAAUGAUGACGUGGCAGCUGAGGAGGAAGUCAGAAUGUUUUGA